Talaromyces marneffei is the source of this 1293-nucleotide messenger RNA. RefSeq lists its product as uncharacterized. NCBI's taxonomy places the organism in Eukaryota, Fungi, Ascomycota, Eurotiomycetes, Eurotiales, Trichocomaceae. Bases 1 to 1293 code for a protein of 430 amino acids. Gene Ontology annotation, biological process: NAD+ biosynthetic process. The transcript is spliced from 7 exons. Gene Ontology annotation, molecular function: nicotinate-nucleotide adenylyltransferase activity; nicotinamide-nucleotide adenylyltransferase activity. The record is from RefSeq and is a predicted model, not a curated record.
AUGGCUCUCCUCGAGCUUCUCUUAUCACUUAUGGCAAACAUCAAGUCCAUCAUACUGACAUCGAAGGUACUCAAUAGCAGUCGUCAUCCGUUUCCGGCGGGACGCAUGUUCUCUCAGGCAGUAACAUCUAGCCAACAUCUAGCCAACAGCAUAACAGAAACCUCCCAGCUUAUCGCCACGUCCCUCCAACGGCAGUGCAUCUUCUGCCUACAAAAGCAUCCCGCGACCCCGCCGCAUCCGACAACGGUCGGUCUGUUUACCGAGAUUUCAUCGACUUUGUCGACCCCAGUUGGCAACCCCAGACUCGACACUCCCCAUCUCUUACAAUCGAUACGAUUCUUGCACAUCGCGGACGCCUACGUGAAAAUUUCUUGUGUUGGCGUCAUUGCGAGAGGUAGCCACUUUAUCUCCGACCGCCACCCGCAACGUUUCUACAUAUCAAUCGGAGCCAUGGAUACCCCGUCUUCUACGAGCAGCCAGGAACUGGCUCCCUACGUCGGCAGCCUCGAUACAUACAAGUUCCCCGUACAUCGUCUAAAGCGGGUGAUGGACGAUCCAAGCAAGACGCCUUUGGUUCUAGUCGCUGCUGGAAGCUUCAGUCCGCCAACUUAUCUACAUCUACGAAUGCAAGAGAUGGCCGCAGACUAUGUGAAAUUCAGUACGAAUUACGAGUUACUAGGAGGAUAUCUGUCGCCAGUGUCAGAUGCUUAUAGGAAGGCGGGUUUGGCCAAUGCAGAACACCGGCUCGCCAUGUGCCAACUAGCCGUCGACGAAACCUCCGAUUGGUUAAUGAUUGAUCCUUGGGAAGCUUUACAUAAGGAAUAUCAACCAACUGCCGUGGUACUUGAUCACAUCGACCACGAGAUCAAUGUGGUGCGUCAGGGCGUCGAUUGCGGCGACGGCACUCGGAAACAAGUUCGAGUAGCGCUUUUGGCCGGCGCGGACUUGAUCCACACCAUGUCGACACCAGGGGUCUGGAGUGCUAAAGAUCUGGACCACAUCUUAGGUCGCUACGGUGCCUUUAUCGUUGAACGAAGUGGCACUGAUAUCGACGAAGCGUUGGCAGCUUUACAACCUUGGCGCGACAAUAUCCACGUCAUUCAGCAACUCAUCCAAAACGACGUCAGCAGUACCAAGAUCCGUCUGUUCCUUAGGCGUGAAAUGAGCGUUCGCUACUUGAUUCCAAUCCCUGUGAUUCGCUAUAUCGAGCAACACCAUCUCUAUGAAGAUGAUGGUGCCGGCAGCACAGCCUCGAUUGAUAAGGGAAAAGGCAAAGAAAAGGUUGCAGUCUAA